Molecule: messenger RNA, 2334 nt
Organism: Cryptosporidium ubiquitum
Lineage: Eukaryota; Apicomplexa; Conoidasida; Eucoccidiorida; Cryptosporidiidae
Exons: 1
Coding region: 1-2334 (777 amino acids)
Molecular function (GO): protein binding
Source: RefSeq, a predicted model, not a curated record
AUGUACUGGUGGUUAAAUCCAAUACCACCUUGUUGUGAUCCCUCUUUGCUGGAACCUGUUAAACUUCCAUUUGGAGAAGGUAGUGAGUUUAACGAUACUUUGUCUGGAUUAGAGAAAAGCAAGUUUGUUUUUGGAAGAAAAGCGGAUUGCUCAAUAAGACUUAAGGAUCAAUCUAUAAGUGGCCAUCAUUGCACGAUUCACGUGGAUAAUACACACAAAGGAUUGUUAAUUACUGACACGAGCACGAAUGGUACAUUUUUAAAUGGAAAAAGGUUGAGCAAAUCGGUUCCAAUACAAGUAACUGAUGGAGACAUAAUUUCACUAACUAGGCCAAAGAUGAUGGACGACAAUAUCGCAUUUCACGCAGUAUUUAAACUGGUAUUUUCGAGCAAGAAUCCCGGAAUAGCAGAGAAUGAGUCUUUAGUUGAUGCUACUGAUGUAAGGAUGACGGAAUCGCUUUUAGAUAGCAAAAUAAGUAAGGCAACAGAGGCGUCGUACAACGAUGUAUCUAUAGAGGAUUCAAAAAAUAAUGAUUGCAGUGAAAAACAACAGGAAGAAACCUUUUCUGGAAGAAAGGAAUCGAUCAGUAUUACUAAUAAUGAAAGAAAAUCUACGAGAUCUUCAAUGAGCCUUAGGAGCCAAGAAAGGAAGGGAAGAUUAAGCACAAAAGACGAGAGAAAAAGCGAAGAGCAUGUUAUUAGACGAAGUAGAGGCAGGCCAAGGACUUGUGAUCGCCCUGAAGUAGAUGAUGCCAUAAACUUUGAGGAAGAAAAUCAAAUGAAGGUUGAUGAGGAAUUGAUCGAAUCUGAGAAAAGCGUAGAAAAAGAAUUAGAUAGAGAUGAGAAUGAAAGACAAGAAGAAAAAGAGCAAGAGAAAGAAAACAUGACUGAAAAUGGAGAAAAUACAUUAAAAGAUGAGAGGAAAGGAGAUAAAGAGGAGGCAGUUAAAUACAUCACAGAGGUUGAAAAGUUAAAUGAAAAACACGAUUUAUCAGUUGAAAAUAUCUCUCAAUUAUUUGAUGUGGGGACUAGCGAUAUAAUUCAUCAACCUAAAGAAAAUAGAAAUUCAAUUGUUUCUCAAAGAAUAAGUUUAAACGAAAAUAGAGGGUUUGAAAAAAGUUACUCAAUUGAAGGAAACUCAUUAACUUUUCCAGUUCAGAGGCAACAAGUUGGGCUAUCAGGGAAAAGGUCUAGUGAGGAAUUAAUGGGAAAACUAGAAAACCUGGAGUUAUUGGUCAGUAGAAAAGAAAGCUUAGAGAGGACUUUGAGGAACGAACUAGAUGCAAGAGAAGAAGAGAUUUCUCGGUUAAGGGAGCUUUUAGACCGCUCAGAGAUCAACGAGCAGCAGACACGACAGCAUAAUAUGACUCUUAUGGAAGAGUUGCAAAAGGUACAGAAGCAAAACUUAGAUUUGGAGCAUGAGCUAAUGGACUUCCAAGAGAGGUGCAGAGUAUUAAGUGCAUCCGGAGAAGCAAUGGAUCAGACAAUUAGUCAAUUGAGUGAAGACUUGUCUGCAGUUCGCCAGGAACUUCUCUCGGUGAAUGAAAAAUACAAUCAACAAAGUUUAGCGUUGAAGUCCGUUACUCAAUUAACCCAAAGAAAAUGCUUAUCAAUAUUACAUUCCCUCAAAGACAUUCACCAGCUUAGCAGCACUUAUGCAUCUGCAGGGACUGGAGUUUCUUCUUUAGGAGGAUCAAUUAUGGGGAUUUCUGGUACUGGUUUUUCCUCUAGUAGUUCAAAUUUAACUCCUUGGAGAAAUGGGAAGCGAUCACUAAACACAAAUUAUGGCUAUAAUGGUGCUUUGGGAGUGCCCCAAACUGAACGUCCAUACAAAAUGAGAUCCUCUCCCAUUAACUCCUCACGAAGUAACGCGAUUGGAAUUGGAGAUACUACUCUCAGUAGAAGGCAAUCUUUCUCUGGAAACAACCACUCUACAUUUAGCGAUGAUUUAGAUGGUCUCAGAAACAGUGUUUUGGGAGGUUCAAAUUCUCAAUUUCUCCCAAAUAGUAGGUUUCUAUCGGGAUCAUUUCAAUUGGAAGAGCAACUAGUUUCGUCUCUAAAACCAAGUUCAUCAGAGAUGCAAAGUUUGGUGGUCAAUUUAAAUAAGGGUGCCAAUGAGCAGGCUCAAAUAGAUGAAGAACCGAAAAGCUCCAAGACUAUCAGCCAGAACGAUUCGGAGGAUAAAUCAAUCACGGUUUCCCAGUCAUUAAUUCUCAAUAAUACCCUUCUUGAAAAAAUUCCCACUGUUUCCAGGUCUAGAAAGAGCAGUAUUGCCCAAAGUUCUUUGACAAUGGAAUCAAUUCUGAACAAAGAAAACAGUGUUGGUAAUAUUUAG